ACUGCAGCUUCCAGAGCCUGGCGGGGAGCCAGCCGCGCUCCUUUCUUCUCAUCUCCGCUCCGCUCCCCACCCGGCCAGGCUGGAGCAUUAAUAUUUCAGCAGCGCCUGGCUGCUGGCAUUGGCUCCACCGCAGUGCACUUUGUCAAUAAGACAGCCAGGCAGCGAGGGAGCUAACCGGCCACCCGCAGGGGAACCGACCACAGCAGCGGCGGCGGCGGCAAGCGCACUCGCUCAAGCUGCCUUGAGCGGAGGGCUCCAGUGUUCGAGGCUCUGUCCGACUGUUUGGCACCCCACCCCGGGAGCUCACUGCGCUCUCUGCCACCAUGGAUGUCUUCAAGAAAGGUUUCUCCAUUGCUAAGGAGGGCGUGGUGGGGGCUGUGGAGAAGACCAAGCAGGGAGUCACUGAGGCCGCUGAGAAGACCAAGGAGGGGGUGAUGUAUGUGGGGACUAAAACUAAAGAGGGUGUGGUGCAGAGUGUGACCUCAGUUGCGGAAAAGACCAAAGAACAGGCCAACAUGGUAAGCGAUGCCAUGGUAGCCAGUGUGAACACCGUGGCCAGCAAGACAGUGGAGGAGGCUGAAAAUAUUGUGGUGACCACUGGCAUCGUUCGGAAGGAGGAUUUGGUACAUCCAUCUCCAGCUGAGCAUGGGGCCCCAGAAGACCAGCCAGCAGAAGCUACUGAAGAGGUUGAGGGCAGCAGAGACUAGCUGGGGAACCAUCGUUGAGCCAGGCCAAGGAUUGUGGAGCCAGUAGCUGACACUAACCUUCUCCC
Messenger RNA from Phascolarctos cinereus (koala), 772 nucleotides. RefSeq names its product synuclein gamma (gene SNCG). Gene Ontology annotation, cellular component: cytoplasm; axon terminus; neuronal cell body. Gene Ontology annotation, biological process: chemical synaptic transmission; synapse organization; synaptic vesicle endocytosis. The record is from RefSeq and is a predicted model, not a curated record. Gene Ontology annotation, molecular function: cuprous ion binding. NCBI's taxonomy places the organism in Eukaryota, Metazoa, Chordata, Mammalia, Diprotodontia, Phascolarctidae.